UGCAUCAUAUGCAUGUGCACCUCUUUAUCAAAAUUUCAUCAAACCUUUGACACUCUUCCACCAUUCUCUCCGUUCUAUUUAGGUAAGAAGCUCAUUUUGGAGCCAUUAUUUCGGCCUGGUGGUUGUUGCAGAGUCAUCUCUCUUAAAACCAUAGCAGACUGAUACUUUUUAGAGAGAGAAAGCAGCGGGAACGGUGUACAGUAUGGCAGCUAGUGUGCCAUCUCGGAUGCUUUACAUCGAUGGGCAAUGGAAGGAGCCUGUUAAGAGGAAGCGGUUGCCCGUCAUCAACCCUGCAACUGAAGAAAUCAUAGGAGAUAUUCCUGCUGCUACUGCUGAGGAUGUUGAACUUGCUGUUGCUGCUGCUCGUAGGGCUUUCACAAGAGAUAAGGGGGCUGGUUGGGCCCGUGCAUCUGGGGCAUUUCGUGCUAAGUAUCUGCGUGCUAUAGCUUCAAAGGUGAAGGACCGUAAAACUGAACUGGCAAAGUUGGAAGCUCUUGAUUGUGGGAAGCCACUGGAAGAAGCGGCCUGGGACAUUGAUGAUGUUGCUGGAUGUUUUGAAUAUUACGCUGAUCUUGGAGAAGCUUUGGAUAGACAACAAAGGGCUCCAGUAUCUCUUCCAAUGGAGAAUUUCAAGUGUCACAUUCUUAAAGAACCUAUUGGUGUUGUUGGCCUAAUUACUCCAUGGAAUUAUCCUCUCCUAAUGGCCUCAUGGAAGGUUGCUCCAGCCCUUGCAGCUGGGUGUACAGCCAUCUUGAAGCCCUCGGAACUAUCUUCUGUAACAUGUUUGGAGUUGGCUGAAAUAUGCAUGGAAGUAGGACUUCCUCCUGGUGUUCUAAACAUACUUACUGGACUGGGUGCAGAAGCUGGUGCUCCGAUGUCAUCUCACCCUCAUGUUGGCAAGAUUGCUUUUACAGGAAGUUCCAUGACGGGCAGAACAAUCAUGACUGCUGCAGCUCAAUUGGUUAAGCCUGUUUCUUUGGAACUUGGAGGAAAGAGCCCAAUUAUAGUAUUCCAGGGUGUGGACAUUGAGAAAGCUGCUGAGUGGACAAUGUUUGGUUGCUUUUGGACAAAUGGUCAAAUUUGCAGUGCAACUUCCCGUCUUCUUGUCCAGGAAAGUAUUGCAAUGGAAUUUUUGGAGAAACUUGUUGGUUGGACCAAAAGCAUCAAGGUUUCAGAUCCUCUACAGGAUGGUUGUAGACUUGGGCCUGUUGUGAGUAAAGGACAGUAUGAAAAGAUCAUGAAAUUCAUAUCCACAGCAAAGAGCGAAGGAGCAACUAUACUCUGUGGCGGUGAUCGUCCUCAACAUUUGGAGAAAGGGUAUUUUGUUGAACCAACCAUCAUAGGAAAUGUGAAUACUUCCAUGCAAAUAUGGAAAGAGGAGGUUUUUGGUCCAGUCUUGUGUGUCAAAACAUUUAGCACUGAAGAUGAGGCUAUAGAAUUGGCAAACGAUUCUGAUUAUGGCUUGGCUGGUGCUGUGCUUUCAAAAGAUUUGGAGCAAUGUGACCGUGUAUCACAGUACCUGCAUGCUGGAAUUAUGUGGAUAAACUGUUCUCAGCCAACCUUCUGUCAAGCUCCUUGGGGAGGAAACAAGCGAAGUGGUUUUGGACGUGAACUAGGAGAAUGGGGUCUCAACAACUACUUGAACGUGAAGCAGGUGACAACGUACACAUCACAUGAACCAUGGGGAUGGUAUCCAUCACCCUCAAAACUUUGAAGAAAUAGUAAGCCAAUGGCAUGUUACCAUUGCCAGUGUGCAACGUGGUAGCAUAUGUCAGAACAUAUUCUGUCGUUUGAAUGACUGAGGAAGGUUGUACCUCUCCUUCUAACUUUGUUAUAUGAGUAAUAAUAAUGGAGGGCCUGAACUGAUGCCUAUGUUAAAGUCGUUUGUAAUCUAGUUUUGCAAUAUUAGUCAGUUGAGCCUUGGGUUAUCUUUUCAAGUUUUAGAGUUCAUCAGAUUGGCUAUUUCAAGCUCUUUCAAAAUGUCUCUUUUUGUUUGUGAAUGCAAACUUUGUUGCGUUUCUGGUUCAA
Molecule: messenger RNA, 2028 nt
Organism: Amborella trichopoda
Lineage: Eukaryota; Viridiplantae; Streptophyta; Magnoliopsida; Amborellales; Amborellaceae
Product: aminoaldehyde dehydrogenase 2, peroxisomal
Molecular function (GO): oxidoreductase activity, acting on the aldehyde or oxo group of donors, NAD or NADP as acceptor
Source: RefSeq, a predicted model, not a curated record